Messenger RNA from Protobothrops mucrosquamatus (brown spotted pit viper), 3556 nucleotides. It is a transcript of the gene MPHOSPH9, whose product is annotated as M-phase phosphoprotein 9. The coding region runs from base 1 to 3459 and encodes 1152 amino acids. The transcript is spliced from 23 exons. Gene Ontology annotation, cellular component: centriole. NCBI's taxonomy places the organism in Eukaryota, Metazoa, Chordata, Lepidosauria, Squamata, Viperidae. The record is from RefSeq and is a predicted model, not a curated record.
AUGGAAAACCUGGGAUUGGUGAAUCCAGAGCAAGAAGCACCAAGAGCGGACCCUGAUUCUAAGAAUACUCACAACUCGCUUGAUCAUAACAUAAGUAACAACAGUCCUUUAUUCAACCCAGAUGUCGUCUCCAGUUUCUUGGGCAAAGCUGAUCCUUCUGCAGUAACUGAAGAGGUUAGUAUGUUGGCUUCAUUUAUGCAAGAUGCUCAAAGAAAUAGUCAUCCCAAAAUACUGAAGAAUUGUGAGACCAGGUGGCUACAGUUGUUCAGACUGGUGGAGAGGCAGUGCCAAGAACAGAUAGUUGCUCAGCAAAAACUAUUUUAUCAUCAAAUACAUCACAUACAAAAUGAAAUCAGGCGCUUGGGGACACUGCAAACCAAAAACACGUGCUCGUGUCCCAAACUGGCCUCUUCCAUCAGACUUUCAGACAGCUGCCCGUUGCUAGGAGGUCAGAUGGGGUUGAAGGCCAACGCUUUUGAAGAACACGAGCUCUUUACCAGUCAGUUCCACCCCAGCCAUGCUGACAACCAGGCAGAGGCUUCAGUCAUGCACCAGGAGGGCCUGACAAAGAGUGUUUCAGUAAGCAGCGGAUAUGGUACGUUAUCUACUGCGGAACUGAGUCCUGGCAAAUGUGAUGACCUUCAGGCAUGCAUGGAAAACUCGGAGACGAUGACCAAAUGGCAGAACUGUCCAGCGCCAGCCCUGGAGGAUUCCGUUGUGGGCAGCAUUCAGGACGAAAGAGAAGGUUUGCAAACCGCAACAGGACAUUCUCCACCUCUGAAGGGGAACGAUGGCGAUUUCCCCGCUCAGAUGGAGCAUCCGAUUCACGAAGGUCACCCUGAGGAACCAAGUUGCAAAUCUUUAACCUCCUGGGCUCAAAAGAUGAAACAAAACCACGUGAAAAAAACAAGCGUGGAAGAGGAGACCACACCGGGAACAGAGCAAACCGUUGGCAGGACCGAUGACAUCGCUGCUGCUGCUGCUGCGCCAUCCACCACUCCGUUUUACCUCAAUCAGCAAAGUGGAAGCCAAAAUUCUUUGGUCUCUCUUUCUUCAGGGCUGACCUAUUGGAAAUUAGAUGAGAAGGAGAUGUAUCGAGCGUUGCCUAAGAAUUUGGGAAAUGAAUUCCUUACGUUCUCAACAAAGGCUUCUUCAGAACAGCUGUCUUCCAGCGACGAACUGAAGCCUACAUCCUUAAAGGAUAUUUAUCAUAAGAAACAGAAGGAAGAUAAGCCACUUGUAGAGUGGAAUUUCACCCCCCUGCACUCAACUCAUCCCCCAGAGAUCCUGACCCUCGACCCAACGCUCCACAUGAAACCAGGUGAGCUGAACACGGGACGGCGUCUGCCCAGGUUCUACGCCAGCCCAGAGCAAGCUCCCUUGUCUCCAGAUUCCAUGGCAGAUCCUGUGGGUUUUUCCCUUCCUUCAGAGGUGGAUUCGUUUUCCCACACGAGCACCGUGGUAUCCCCUCGCUCCGCCGAGUCUCCCCGAUACACCUAUUGCUCGGCAGCCUUGCAUGCAGAUUCCUGGGGCAGCUGUGAGUUUGAGAACGCAGCCAACGUCACCGGCUCUCAUCAUCCAAAUGACGAGCUUUUAGACAUGGAGGACAACGAGAACUUAACCCUCACGCCGUCUUCGGUGGUACGGCACCCGAUUCCUUCUGCUGAGAAUCCUUUGACGCAGCACAAACUUUCGCUUGCUUGCGUAGAAGAUCCCCUGGUCCUCUCCAAGAUUAGGCAGAAUUUGAGGGAAAAACACAUCCGGCACAUAGCUGAUCUCCGAGCGUAUUACGAGUCCGAAAUUCUCAAUUUAAAGCAGCAGUUAGAAGCAAGCCAUACCUCUCCUUCUGAAGAAAUGAAGAAAAUCAAUCAAAAUCUUACGGACAGGUGUGACCAGCUAGAAGCUGCUCUGCACGAAGCCAACAGCCGUGUGCGAUCCCUCGAAAAUAAAAACAAGGCCUUAGAGAUGGAAGUAACAGAUUGGCGUGAGCGCUUCAGUGCCAUCAGCAACAGCACCAAGUCCUUGCAGGAGCGCAUCGAACAAAUGCGCACGAGUAGCAAGGACAAAGACAACACCAUCAGCCGCCUCAAGAGAAGACUCAAAGAUCUGGAAGAGGCCUUUGAGAAAGCCUACAAGCUCUCUGAUAACAAGGACGCCCGGUUAAAGGAAGAGAAUAAGAUGUUUCAAAAUCUUUUGGGAGAAUACGAAUCGCUUGGGAAGGAGCAUGAACGAGUUAAGGAUUCUUUGAAUAUUACUGAGAACAAAUUACUCGAUGCGCACACUCAGAUUUCUGAUUUGAAGAGAACAGUCUCGAAACUGGAAACUCAGGUCAAGCAAUUAGAACAUGAAAACUCACUCAAAUUUCGUUCCCUUGCCGAGGGACACUUUGGACCAUCCUACGCCAGCAAAUUAGAAAGCUUUGAUGUGAGCAGAAGGAAGUGGCUGAUCCCAGGAUCUGAAUUUUCAAUCUUUACCGGUCAGCCUUUGGCAGCUCAAGGAAGUCCCAUCGACAACCGGCUUGAAAAAGAGUUCACCUCUCUUCGGCGUCACUCUCCUCCAGAGAAGGAUCCCUCUCCAAAUUGUCUCCUCACCAACGAAGCCAUUCAGAAAGAGAUCAAAACCCAAGAGAUCCCCAUCCUCAAGGCCUUUAAAGAAUUUGAGGAAAGGAAGGCUUUGAAGAACCGAGGCACCCAGGUAGAGAAAGAGGAAGAGGCCAGAGCAGAGACCAACAAAACACUUGUUCGGUGUCCGGUUGUGGGGUUCACUGAGACAUCCUUGGAUAUGAGCCGUUCGCCCGAGAAGAGCAAAGAGCAUCCGAGGCACAAAAAAUUCAACUCGUCCCAGCGAUCUUCAUCGCUCCCACCUUCAAACAGGAAGACAAAUACGCCAACCAAGCGGGAGACCAUGUUGACUCCGGUGGCCGUGACCUACAGCCCCAAGCGCUCCCCCAAAGAAAAUCUGUCCCCGGGUUUCAGCCACUUUCUCAGCAGAAACGAAGACGCUGUGACCAGAUUUGAUAUCCGUCUGGAUGACGUUGUCGCUGGGCCCGCUCUGCACUACGGCAGCCCACGGAAAAGGCUUCAGUUUUGCUCAGGAGACGAUACAGAAGCAAACAGAGAUUCCUCACGGGAAGGUUACGAAGAGGGCCGCUCUGCCACCAGCAGCGAGUCGGGAUCGUCUUCGGCCCCUCCGGCUCCUUACGAGCCCCAGUUCAAGUACGUUUCCAGGAUUAGGACCUUGGCAGAGACCGAGAGGCUGUUUGACGAGCUGACUCAAGAAAAGCAACAGAUUGAGUCCCAGCUGAGCCGAAUUCCUUGCGCCGGAGGAAGGAUGACGCUACAGGCCCGGCUGAAUCAGGAAGCUCUGGAGGAUCGCCUGGAAAGAAUUAAUCGAGAAUUGGGAUCCAUCCGUAUGACCCUGAAGAGGUUCCAGAUUUUACGCACCUCCGCAAACAUUUGAGAGGACCCGACUUUUAAGACACGUACCCCUUUAUUUGCACUAAAGUACAAUAAUUAUGCAAACCGGUUUUGUAUUUUUCUAAACCUACCCCUGCCUU